CAAUUAUUUUGUAUCCUCCUCUUACAGUUUACAGUGCACCCCUAUCUACUUUCCAAAUUCCAAACCCCCUCCAAAACCCUCACUCAUUUCCAUACUCUCCAAUGGCGAUUUCUUCACUUUCCCUUCCAAAUUUCUCCCCUCAAACCUCCAUUUCGUCCUUCCUGUCCAAAACCCAGUACCCAAAAUUCAAUUUUAAACCCCCAACUUUUCUCCAAUUUAAAAACCAUCAAAAAUUCAUCACAUCAAUUAGAGCAAACAAUGGGUAUCCAAUGCCAUCUGAAGAUGAUCCACCUGAAGCACCUGAAGAUGAUGGUCAUGGUGUUUCCAAAUUCCAACAGAUUCAUCGUCAAGCAGCUAAAGCUAGAAAAUUACAAGAAGAACAGUUUUUGAAAGAUCAAGCUACAUUCUUAUCAGCUAUCGAAGAUGUUGAAGAUGCACCAGAUACUCCAGAGAAGGAGAGUGGUGGUGGUGAUGAUAUAUUCAGUGAGAUUGACAAAGCUAUGUCUUUGAAAAGAAAAGAGUUUGUCAAACAAGGGUUAUUGAAGCCUAAUCCAAAGAAGAAAGAGGGGGGGAGUGUUAAUGGAGAUGAAGUGAUUGAUGAAUUGACAGCUGAGGAAGUUGUAGAUUUGGAUGAGAUACAGGAGCUUCAAGGACUAACUGUGGUUUCAGAGAGCCCCGAGGACGAAAAUGCGGAACUUGAUGAGGUAAAUGGGACUCAUUCUACUAUAGAUAGAUUUGAUCUUGAUUUUGAUAAUUAUGGUAAAACUAAACCUAGGAUAUUAGAACCUAACUUUAAGAUGACUUUAGCUGAAUUACUUGAUGAGAGUAGGGUUGUACCGAUUUCGGUUUACGGGAAUUUAGAGAUUGAGAUUACUGGUGUUGCACAUGAUUCUAGAGAGGUGUGUUCGGGUGAUUUGUUUGUGUGUUGUGUUGGGAUGAAAACGGAUGGGCAUUUGUUUCUGAGUGAGGCUGAUAAAAGAGGAGCCGUUGCAGUUGUUGCUAGUAAAGAGAUUGAUAUAGAUGAGACUUUGGGGUGUAAGGCUUUGGUUAUUGUUGAAGACACGAAUGCAGUUCUUGCUGCAUUGGCAGGUUCUUUCUAUGGAAGCCCGUCGAAGAGAAUGUCUGUGAUUGGUGUUACGGGUACGAAUGGGAAAACAACUACGGCUUACUUGGUAAAAGGCGUGUAUGAAGCAAUGGGUUUGAGAACGGGUAUGUUGAGUACUGUAGCAUAUUAUGUUCACGGGGAUAACAAAUUGGAGUCUCCGAAUACGACUCCUGAUGCAGUUUUGGUCCAGAAAAUGAUGGCUAAGAUGCUUCAUAAUGGGGCUGAGACAGUUGUUAUGGAGGCUUCAUCACAUGGACUGUCGCUUGGAAGGUGUGAUGAGGUUGAUUUUGAUAUCGCAGUGUUCACAAACUUGACUAGGGACCAUAUGGAUUUCCAUCAAACAGAGGAGGAAUAUAGAGAUGCAAAGGCUAAGCUUUUUGCAAAAAUGGUGGACCCAGAUCGGCAUAGGAAGAUUGUGAACAUUGAUGAUCCAAAUGCUCCUUUCUUCAUUGCACAAGGGAACCCGGAAGUACCUGUCAUCACAUUUGCGAUGGAGAAUAAGAGUGCAGAUGUGCAUGUAUUGAAAUUUGAGCUCUCUCUUUUUGAGACUCAGGUUUUGGUUAAUACUCCUCAAGGGAUAUUAGAGAUAUCUUCAGGGUUGCUUGGGAGGCACAAUAUCUACAACAUUCUUGCAGCUGUGUCAGUUGGCAUAGCUGUGGGAGCACCUUUGGAAGACAUUGUUAGAGGGAUUGAAGAAGUUGAUGGCGUACCAGGCAGGUGCGAAUUAAUAGAUGAAGAACAGGCAUUUGGAGUGAUUGUAGACUAUGCCCAUACACCUGAUGCCCUAUCUAGACUCUUGGAUUCUGUAAGGGAGCUUGGGCCACGAAGAAUUAUCACAGUUAUUGGAUGUGGUGGUGAGAGGGACAGAGGGAAGAGACCGAUGAUGGCGAAGAUAGCUACAGAAAAAAGUGAUGUUACUCUGUUGACUUCUGACAACCCAAGGACGGAAGAUCCAUUGGAUAUCUUGGAUGACAUGUUGUCCGGUGUAGGAUGGUCAAUGCAGGAGUAUUUGAAAUAUGGUGAGAACGAUUAUUACCCACCUCUUCCAAAUGGGCAUAGGCUAUUCUUACAUGACAUCAGGCGUGUAGCUGUACGGGCCGCUGUGGCCAUGGGCGAGGAAGGGGAUAUGGUUGUGGUUGCGGGGAAAGGUCAUGAAUCAUUUCAGAUUGAGGGUGAAAAGAAAGAAUUUUUUGAUGAUAGAGAAGAAUGCCGAGAAGCACUGCAGUAUGUCGACGAGCUUCACCAAGCUGGAAUAGACACUAGCGAGUUCCCAUGGCGGUUGCCAGAGAGUCACUGAUUUUUUACGGGGAAGAGAUUGGAAGCCUUAACUCUUUUAUCUUAGGUAGUUAGCGUGCGUGGAGCCAGGCUCGGCCCAAAGGGUAUGCCAAGGUGCAACUGUACAGAGUCUGGCCUGGUAAAACAUCAAUAAGUAUCAAAAGUAUCACAUGUUUUGUUGAGUUUUGUGGUUAGUUUUUAGUUUUUGCUCAAUGUACAAGGGGAUGGUGAUAGUUGGGGUGCCUCUGGGGUGGGGUUGCCUUUUUGUUGAUUUUGGUUUUAUACUGCCUUGGGUUGUGCCCUGUUUCUGAGUGCCUUUUGUAAAGCUUUUGCCUAAUUUGGCUUAUUAAUACUCCCAGAAAUUGAAAAACCUCUAUGCAGGAAACAUGGAGUGGUAAAAAGGUUAUGCCCAUCCCAGAAACAUGAUCUUGUACUAAGUCCAAAACUAUAAGCCAAUUAUAUUACCUAAUUCCGAACUUA
Papaver somniferum (opium poppy) is the source of this 2860-nucleotide messenger RNA. RefSeq names its product UDP-N-acetylmuramoyl-L-alanyl-D-glutamate--2,6-diaminopimelate ligase MurE homolog, chloroplastic-like. Lineage: Eukaryota; Viridiplantae; Streptophyta; Magnoliopsida; Ranunculales; Papaveraceae. Gene Ontology annotation, molecular function: acid-amino acid ligase activity; ATP binding. The record is from RefSeq and is a predicted model, not a curated record. The coding region runs from base 102 to 2402 and encodes 766 amino acids. The transcript is spliced from 5 exons. Gene Ontology annotation, cellular component: cytoplasm. Gene Ontology annotation, biological process: cell division; regulation of cell shape; biosynthetic process.